AUAUUCCAGAACACAGGUCUGAUGAACCAUAAGAAGAAGCUGGAGUCCGAUCUGAAUCUGCUGACAGAGGAAGUGGACGAGGCCAUGCAGGAGAGCCGCAGCGCCGAGGAGAAAGCCAAGAAGGCCAUCACUGAUGCGGCGCUGAUGGCGGAAGAGCUGAAGAAGGAGCAGGACAGCAGCAAUAUGAUUGAGAGAAUUAAGAGGAACAUGGUGUCCACUGUGAAAGAGCUGCAGGUCAAACUGGAGGAGACGGAGCAGAUGGCGCUGAAGGGAGGAAAGAAACAGCUUCAUAAACUGGAGACAAGAGUGAGGGAUCUGCAGACGGAGCUGCUGAUGGAGCAGAAGAAGAGCGAGGAGUAUCAGAAAGGAGUGCGUCGCUUCGAGAAGAAAGUCAAAGAGCUGACGUACCAGUCCGAGGAGGAUAGGAAGACUCUGCUGAGGAUGCAGGAGCUCAUCGAUAAGCUUCAGACCAAAGUCAAGAGCUACAAGAGACAAGCAGACAACGCUGAGGAGCAGGUGGGCUCCAGCACGAUGCGUUUCAGGAAGGUUCAAAACGAGCUGGACGACGCAGAGGAGAGAGCUGACAUGGCGGAGACGACCGUCAACAAACUGCGGAUCCGAACUCGAGAACAGAGCACCAAAGUGGCCAUGAUCAUCGAAUGAAGCUCUUCAAACUCCAUCAGUGUGUUUCCGGUGUUUGUGUGACGUUUGCUUGCUGUGUUUUAAUCUGUCUGAGCUGGAGAUGUCACUGGAUCUACUAUAAUGAAAUCACGUCAAUAUGUUUCUAUAUUUCUCCACAGUAAAGCAUUGUUAAAAUAGGUUAAAAUAGGAAGUGUAGAGGCUAGUGAGUAUGUAAAGGGAAGGCAUAAUUUGUAAGCUACGUUUGAAUUAUUACAUGAAGUUCUUCCCAGGUUGGGUAGACCUAUUAUGCAUUUAAAAUAAUAUUUAUAAAUAGAAAUCUACAUUUUUAAAUGAAAUAAUUGUGGUUAUUUAUAACCAAAUCAUGCCAAACUGGCUCCAAAUCAGCAUGUACUGUACACCCGGAAGAUACAAAUGAGAUGCCCAUUCACACACACCAAUAUACACACAGUGUACCAGUGGCCCGUCUAUUAGCUGCAAGGGGAAAAAAGAUGGCAAAAUAUUGAAAGAAAUAUACAAAACAAUGACAAAGUUAAUAUGGAUUUAAAGACUGAAGUAAAGGCAGGGAUAAACAGGGAAAAGGAAAGAAAAUGCUGGUUUGAGAAAUGGUUGAUAUGUUAACAGAAGGAGCUAUAUUUCAUGUUAAUACUAUAUAUAACCUAUUACUUUUUUCGAGUUCCCUUAUUCAUGUUUCUUUUAUUCUACAUUAUGAGUGAUUUUAUUGUGGUAGCUGAUAUGUGCAUGUUUUUAGGGGUGAGAAAGUUGAAGACAAAAUAUUGUUUAGAUAAUUGGACUGUAGAAUCAGUCAGUGACAGUGUAUUGUUUAUUUAUGGUACAAAAAGUACAUUAUAUCAAUCCAUUAAGUUAUAUAUUUAAAAUGUACAUUUAAUUCAAUGGACUGUAAUGUCAUAGUGCUGAACACACAGAUAAUGAUCCCCUACAACUCUACGCAGUGUUUAGCUUGUUGUGGUUUGACAUCAAAUAACUGUGUGAUUGAGUCCUUUUGGCUCUCACUAAUCUUACAGAUACACCUAUAAUCAGUUUUUUCCAAAAUCAACACACACAUCUUCAAUAGGAUAAUCACAUCGCUAUGUGUCUGAUGGCAGCUUUUUGCUAACAUGUUAGCCACAAGUACUUUAAAAGCUAAUGACUCUACAGAUCUGUCAGGUUUUCUGCCCCCUAGUGGCCAACAAUCAAUUUAAAUGUAAUUAUUAACCAGGUGCCAGUAUUCAGACUGUAUGUACUAAUGUUUAUUGUGUGGGUUUCACUGUAGUCUGUCUAUUUCUGAAUGAGAUCUUCAGUGUAGUAUACAAUAAAAAUACAUACCUGUUGGUGUUGGACAUGGUUUGCUGACUUCUUGAACUUCCUCUUCCACACCACCAAACUCCUCAACCUGUGAUAAAGAAAUCAUAAAGGUCUCCGA
Molecule: messenger RNA, 2062 nt
Organism: Notothenia coriiceps (black rockcod)
Lineage: Eukaryota; Metazoa; Chordata; Actinopteri; Perciformes; Nototheniidae
Product: myosin-7-like
Exons: 7
Cellular component (GO): myosin complex
Source: RefSeq, a predicted model, not a curated record